Photinus pyralis (common eastern firefly) is the source of this 1021-nucleotide messenger RNA. Its product is annotated as vacuolar protein sorting-associated protein 26C. The coding region runs from base 92 to 979 and encodes 295 amino acids. NCBI's taxonomy places the organism in Eukaryota, Metazoa, Arthropoda, Insecta, Coleoptera, Lampyridae. Gene Ontology annotation, cellular component: endosome. The transcript is spliced from 5 exons. The record is from RefSeq and is a predicted model, not a curated record. Gene Ontology annotation, biological process: intracellular protein transport.
CUGCCUUGCGUGGCAAACAUUAUUCAUAGUGGCAUUUCUCAUACUUUUGGAAUUAACCUCAAAAACGUACCAAAAACAGAGUUCCUGUAGAAUGUCUGUAACUCUAGACAUUAUUCUUCGUAAACCGGAUAAGGUCUACCACGAAGGAGAAAGUGUUAUCGGUACAAUCGCAAUUUUCACGCCUUCCGAUUUAAGGCACGAUGGCAUUAAUUUAUCUAUGGAUGGGUCUGUUAAUUUACAAUUGAGUUCCAAAAACGUAGGUAUCAUAGAAGCCUUCUAUAAUGCCGUUAAGCCCAUUCCUCUAAUAAGUGCCUUCUGUGAAGUGAGCAGUGCCGGUCGCAUACCGGCCGGCCACACAAAUAUUCCGUUCGAAUUACCCCUGCAACCAAGACCGAACAGAAGUUUACACGAAACGUACCACGGGGUCUUUAUAAACAUUAGCUACUCUCUAAAAUGCGAUGUGAAGAGGUCGUUCCUAUCGAAAGGUUUGCAAAAAACCCAGCAGUUUUUCGUGCAGUACGCGCCGAAGCCGACUCAACCUCUGCAUCCGGUUAGUUUCACCAUGAGUCCGACGUCGGUUACGUCAAAGAGCGGAGGAGUGCCAGACUUUUACAUAAGAGGCCACUUAGAUUCCACCUCGUGCAGUGUGCUAAGGCCGUUUACCGGACACAUUAUCUUAGAACGUUGCGAGAUGGCCGUUCGAUCCAUAGAGCUGCAAUUGGUGCGGGUCGAGACGUGCGGAUGCGCCGAGGGCUAUGCGAAGGACGGCACCGAAAUUCAAAACAUCCAGAUAGGGGACGGCGAUGUCCCACAUAAGAUCGCGAUACCAAUUUACAUGAUAUUUCCCCGUUUGUUUACGUGUCCCACACUUACCACCCCUAAUUUCAAAAUCGAGUUCGAAGUCAAUCUGGUGAUUAUCUUUGAGAAUGAUUACUUAGUAACGGAAAACUUUCCAAUAACAUUAACGAGAGAAUUAUAAAAUAGUGUUACAAUUUGUACAAUAAAUUUAUUGAGUAUCGGC